Pelagomonas calceolata is the source of this 2141-nucleotide messenger RNA. Lineage: Eukaryota; Pelagophyceae; Pelagomonadales; Pelagomonadaceae. The record is from the annotation of a GenBank genome assembly.
CAUACUAGCAAAUCGGGGAGUGUUCCAAAGAUCGGGAACGCUGCCCUUUAGGAACUGCAGCGACUAUCGCGCAGUUGCUAUAGCUCACAAAAAUGCGAGCACAUCUCGUGCGGCGCCUGGUCCACGCCCGACGCGGGCAGCAUCUGAACCGCUCCGCACUGGCAGCCAUGCCUUCCUCUGCUUCGGCCUGGCACGUGGCGACGCCAUGGGUGAACGCGCGAGCUCCACUCGCCACCAACCUCGCAGCGGCGGCGUCUUGUCGACGGGCGUUCAGCACCGACAUAGAUGCGCGCAUCGCCGCCGAGAACAAGUCCCUCCAGGCGCGAGAUAUGGAAAAGAGCGACCCCGAUGGCGCAAUGGCGCUCUAUCGUGAAGUGCUAAAGGACUACGCUAAGCUCAGGGAUGCAUACGUGGGCCUCGGCGACUAUGCCAACGCGAGAGACGUCCUGGAGCGUGCUGUCGCGAUCGAGGAGCGGGCGUACGGCCGCGACCACCCGACAGUGGCCCUCACGCUGACAACCCUCGGGUGCGCGUACGUCGACUCAGGCGACCACGCCAAGGCGCGAGAGGUCAUGGUUCGCGCGCUCGCAAUCUUUGAGCGGGAGUUCGGCCGCGAUAGCACGUUUGUGGCCACCACGCUGACGAACCUCGGGAUCGCGUACGGCUACUUAGGCGACCAGGCGAAGAAAAGAGACAUGCUGGAGCGCGCGCUGCCGAUCCAGGAGCGGGAGUACGGCCGCGACAGCACGCAAGUGGCCACCACGCUGACGAACCUCGGGAACGCGCACAGCCAAUUAGGCGACCACGCGAAGGCACAACACAUGCUGGAGCGCGCGCUUGCGAUCUUUGAGCGGGAGUACGGCCGCAACCACACGAAUGUGGCCCGGGCGCUGAAUGGCCUCGGGUGCAUGUACGGCGCUUUAGGCGACCACGCCAAGGCGCGAGAGGUCCUGGUUCGCGCGCUCGCGAUCGACGAGCAAGCGCACGGGCCCGAUCAUCCCAGCACGAAGCAGACCAAGGAGAAUCUCGCCAACGUGCAAGCCGACUUAGAGUUCCCGCUGCGCGCUGCGGCAAAGAGAGGCGACGUCGACGCUAUGACUCAGCUCCUGGACGAAGGCGCCAAGGUCAAUGUGACGAUUCAGAACGGCCAGACGCCGCUCUAUAUCGCGUGCGAGCAGGGCCAGAUCGACGCGGCGCGGCUGUUGUUAGAUAAAGGCGCGGAAAUAGACCGCGCGAACGAGCAGGGCGCGACGCCGCUGCUCGUCACGUGCGCUUACGGCCACGUCGAUGCGGCGCGGCUGUUGCUGGAGAAAGGCGCAGAGGUCGAUCGGGCGGACAAGAACGGGCAGACGCCGCUGUACCUCGCCUGCGCUCUCGGCCACGUCGACGUGGCGCGGAUAUUGCUGGAAAAGGGUGCCGACGUUGAUCGGGCGACGGAGAACGGAGCGACGCCGCUGCUCGUCGCCUGCCAUCAGGACCACGUCGACGCGGCGCGGCUGUUGCUGGAGAAAGGCGCAGAGGUCGAUCGGGCGGACAAGAACGGGCAGACGCCGCUGUACAUUGCCUGCCAGAAGGGCCACGUCGACGCAGCGCGGUUGUUGUUAGAUAAAGGCGCGGCGGCCGAUCGGGCGAAUAAGAACGGUGUGACGCCGCUAUGGACCGCCUGCUACUGUGGCCAAGUCGACGCGGUGCGGCUGUUGCUAGAUAAAGGCGCGGCGGUCGAUCGGGCGUCUGAGGACCGUGGGACGCCGCUGCACGUCGCCUGCCAUCAGGGCCACGUCGACGUGGCGCGGCUGCUGCUGGACAAGGGCACGGAGGUCAAUCGGGUGGGCAAGGACGGUGCGACUCCGCUGUACCUCGCCUGCCAGAACGGCCAUGUCGACGCGGUGCGACUAUUGCUGGAGAAAGGCGCGGAGGUCGACCGGGCGGAGAAGCAAGGUGCGACGCCGCUGUUCAUCACCUGCCAGCAGGGCCAGGUCGAUGCGGCGCGGUUAUUGCUGGACAACGACGCGGAGGUCGAUCGGGCGGCGGAGGACGGCCGGACGCCGCUAUGGACCGCCUGCUACGAGGGCCACGUCGACGCUGCGCGGCUGCUGCUGGACAACGGCGCGGCGGUCGAUCGGGCGCAAAAGCAGGGCGCG